UGGCCCAUGUUCACAAAAGGGAUUUUUCAUUCACUCUGUGGUGCUCUGAAAAUGCAGGCGAUCAUCAGGGUCCUGGCUCUGCUGCUGCUCGCUGGGACCAGUCUGGCAAAGCCCAAAAACCGUUUCACUCGGUUUCCUUCAUGGAACACAAAAAUGUACCCGAUCUGGAGAGAGGGAGACCAGCGCCUCCAACAGUCCUGGAAAGGGGGAAAAGUGACGUUCAAUGUUGCAAAUGACUCCCCGACUCUGACUGCAGCUAAAGUGACCUUCACCAUCGACCUGCAGUUUCCUCACAGUCAGAGAGUGCUGUCCCCUGGGGGAGAGGUGGUGUGGGCAGAGGACGGAGAACAUAACGGAACCAAACACGUCGCCUCAGAGCCGGUUUACCCUGUGGACGGUGCAGACGAGGAGCUGUUUUUUCCUGAUGGAACUCCAAUAAAAGACGACAAGAAACCACAAUAUGUCUUUGUGUGGAAAACAUGGGGUCAGUACUGGCAGGUCUCAGAUGGUCCCUGCUCCUCUCUCACCAUUGGCACAGAUGACGUUCCUCUUGGAUCCUACAUCAUGGACAUCGUGAUUUACCACUACAGAGGCAGACAGAAGUUUAUUCCUCUGGGAUACGCCUCCACACAGUUCUCCAUCACCGAUCAGAUCCCGUUCUCCGUAUCCUUGGACCAGGUGAAUGACAUCAUGGCUGGAGAUCUACGCUUCGUUCAGAAUCGCGCAAUCGCGUUUACCGUGACCCUCCAUGACCCCAGCUCCUACCUUAGUCCAGCUGACAUCACUUUUAACUGGGACUUUGGGGAUGAGAGUGGAGCCCUCAUCUCCAGAGAGCAAACUGUUACUCACACAUAUGUAAACUCAGGCUCAUUUAAGCCCCAAGUCGUGAUCCAGGCUGUGAUCCCAGAUAAGAGCUGUGAGCCCGCAGUCACGCCCACCAACCCCCCCACAGAGAAAGCUCCAGUCGUUGUGUCUCCAGUGCCUGUGGCUAAAUCCUCUCACCCAAACUCUGCUCCGUCUGACGCAGAGGAAGAUAACUCUGAGUAUGAGUCCUCCUCUGCACCAAACACACAGGAAACAACCAACGUGGAGGACAAUGCUCACAGGACUAAAGGAGCAAAGGGAGGGCUGACACUCACUGGAAAAGCGGCUGUUCUCGUCUCUACAGAGAAACUCACUGAUGACCCUCCCAAUGAUGACUGUGUGAUCUAUCGCUAUGGAUCCUUCUGCACUGGCAUCGAAGUCUUUGAGGGCAUUGACAAAGUGGAGAUCGUGCAGAUGCAGAACUCUGUGUUGGCGUCAGAAAUGGAUAAAAACGUCUUGGACAUCACAGUCACGUGUCAGGGAAGCUUCCCAAAGGAGGUCUGCAGUGUGAUCCUGGACGCAGACUGCCUCAGGCCUCUGCACUCCGAGUGUAACAUGGUGGAGCCGUCCAGACAGUGCCACUUAGUGCUCAGACACUUCUUCAACAUCUCCGGACUUCACUGCAUCAACGUGUCCAUGGCCAAUGACGUCAGCCUGGUCCAAACCUCCGCCAAAUUCAACAUCCACAUGGGUUCUCAUUUGCCCAUGUCAGUCCUCCUUGUGCUGAUCUUAGGGGCCUUUUUGGUGUCUCUGGUUGGAGUGAUGGUGGUUCUUUCUCUCAAACAUGUGGUGAAGUCCUUUCAUUGCCAGUCCAGUUUGACCCAAUUCAGAAUUUCAGACAAUGAAAAAUCCAUCAUGGACAAGCGCCCCCUGCUGCCAGAGACACUGUAAUGACAUGUUUUGUAAUCUGGAAUGUUUUUGUACUUUUAUACGUUUUUUUUCUACAUAAAACAUAAGAGUCUGUAUUUAGAAUAUUCAAAUCAGUCAAGAUUGCUCAUUCGGAAAGCUUGUCUUGUUGGUGUUUCAGGUUGAUUAAUAAAGUU
Periophthalmus magnuspinnatus is the source of this 1907-nucleotide messenger RNA. It is a transcript of the gene pmelb, whose product is annotated as premelanosome protein b. NCBI's taxonomy places the organism in Eukaryota, Metazoa, Chordata, Actinopteri, Gobiiformes, Gobiidae. Gene Ontology annotation, biological process: melanosome organization. The coding region runs from base 7 to 1755 and encodes 582 amino acids. The transcript is spliced from 12 exons. The record is from RefSeq and is a predicted model, not a curated record. Gene Ontology annotation, cellular component: melanosome.